CGUCCGCCAGCCGACCUCUUACCAUUCCCUCGCUCCUGCCUCCAGAAGAAGUUUUGUCGGGAUCCGAGCGCUUCUUCCCGCCCCCUGCUCCCUCAGUGCCGGGCGAAACCGCCACCCACCGCCUUCCCGAACCGCCUUUGGACAAGAUGAUAUUACACCUGGUCGUGGCGGCGGCGAUGGCCGUGGCCACAACCCGCGCCUGGCCCAUUUCGCCUCUGGGGGACUAUCUACGAGGAGAAAUAGAAAACCAGAAUGUUACUUGCGGGGAUGACGUUAAAUUCUGGGUUCAUGAAGAUUCAAUUAAACUGACUUUCCUUGGCUCGAACAACCACCUUGGGAUCCCCGCCAGUUGCUCCGUCAAUAUUCGCAUCGAUGUGAACGACCUAGGUCUUGAGAAAUACGGUCUGCGGUUCAAGGGAAUCUACGACUUCCGAGACGAACUCAAUUCCAAUGAUGAGUGUUCCUCUUCCAGCCUAACAAUCACCGACAUGGAUGAUGAGCAAGACGAAACGGGAUCCAAACAAAGCACUUGCGGCCACGGUGAAGUCUCCUACCACACCUCGCAGGACUCGACUAACGUGCAGUUCAAAACGGGUCCUCAGGGCGCCACUGGACUCGGGUUCAGUCUCUUGGUUGAGCCUCAUUACCUCUGCGGGGGACACAUCACUACAAGCACGCGCAUUAGCUCACCUGAUUAUCCUGACCCUUACCCAAUCGAUAUAGGUUGUUUCUGGUUCAUACAGGGCGAAGAAAUAACACUUCGUUUUCUGGAUUUCGAUCUAAAUCCGAAAAAGUGCAAUGACUUAGUUGAGAUCCAAUCUUUGCAAGGUGAAAGUGACGUUUUUUGCGGAUCGAACAUGAAUAACAAAGCCAAGACAUACAAUGGACCAAUUUAUCUGAAGUUCCGGUCUACGAAACGGCGGGUGAAUCUGAAUAAAGGAUUUAACUGCAAAGUUAUUAUUAAAUCUUCAAAGAAGAGUUUGCCAAAUAUGUUAGCAAAGUUUUAUGAAGAGUAAAAUAUUGUAAUCUUACUCUUUGUAAAACACAUUUCAAGAACUUCAAAUGACACACCACGCCAUCAUUCAUUCAUUAUUCAACAAAAAAAAAAAAAAAGUAUUGAACAAAAUUGCAUCUAAAUCAUGAAAAUUAUGGUGCAAGAUACAAGUACACAUAAAAGAAUAACAAGGCAAAAACAAGACAAUUAAAAAAUAAAUAAUUAAAUAAAAUGAAAUAAUGUCAUUUUCUUAAUAAAAGUAAAAUAAGUUAAUCAUAUUUAAUCAUAUAUUUACAAGCACUUUUUCUUUAGUUUUUAACUCACAUUUGUUUUGAACGUGUUAGAAAAAUAUAAUCUCAUUGUGGAAAGAUAAAACGUAUUUUGAGUGGCUGGCGUCUUGCUUUGGAACGUUAUGUUUAUCCUGAAUUCACUAGAAUGAUGCAACCCCCAUCUCUGUGUAACUAGCAAUGGCACAUACCUGGAACAAAAGUAUGUAACCAAAUUGAAAGCAAUAAAAUUUCUAAAUUGGCAA
Penaeus monodon (black tiger shrimp) is the source of this 1526-nucleotide messenger RNA. RefSeq names its product cubilin-like. The record is from RefSeq and is a predicted model, not a curated record. NCBI's taxonomy places the organism in Eukaryota, Metazoa, Arthropoda, Malacostraca, Decapoda, Penaeidae. The transcript is spliced from 7 exons. Bases 147 to 1016 code for a protein of 289 amino acids. Gene Ontology annotation, molecular function: serine-type endopeptidase activity.